This is a messenger RNA of Paramormyrops kingsleyae, 2300 nucleotides long. Lineage: Eukaryota; Metazoa; Chordata; Actinopteri; Osteoglossiformes; Mormyridae. The record is from RefSeq and is a predicted model, not a curated record.
GUUUCAGAGUCAAUGCAAGACACAUACAUACAGACACAAAAACCAUCUUUAUCAUUGAAGACUCCCCACCCAGCCCCCAGGUCACCGUAAACAGGGACAUGGUGAAGGAGGGGGACUCUGUGACUCUGAGGGAGGGGGACUCUGUGACUCUGACCUGCUCGGCUCCAGCUUCCUGUCCAUCACUCCCCCCGACUCUGUCAUGGACCAUCAGGCUGAGUGACAGUGUCACUGUAUUUCAGGAGAAUGAUGAUCAAACUAAACCUGUAUCUUCUGUUAUGACCUUUACUGCCUCACAUGUCCUCCAUAAGCAGGAAGUCAAAUGUACAGCAGUUUACAGGCUCCAAGCAGAUAACAGUGAGAGGACAUCCCACACAAAUGUAACUCUAAAGGUUCUCUAUUCUCCUAAAAACACUUUGGUGUUAAUUGGAAAAGACGGGAGUCUAACCUGCAGCAGUGAUGCCAACCCAGCAGUGAACAAUUUCACCUGGUAUAAAGUGACUGGGAGUGAAAUUGAAGUUGUUUCAUACACACAGACCCUCACCUGUAAUAUCACUGAGGUCAGUGGACAGUAUUACUGUCAGGCUCAGAAUGAACACGGCCUGCAGAAUUCAAGCACUGUGCAGCUCCACUGUGAAUCUGCCAAAGCUCUGCCCAUUUUGAUUGGCGCUGCUGCAGGGGCUGCUGGGAUGAUUCUCACCUGCAUCUUAGUCUUACUGAUGAUUAUUCUCAAGAAAAGCUGUACUAGACAGAAUCAUGGCAGUAAAAUACAGGAAACAGGAGAAUUAACACUGACAAACCAGGGCUUUGAAUCUGCUGGAGAAACCAGGGGCAUUCAGGACAUGACGUGCUACACAGUGACCUUCUACACUCCCCAGCAUUAAAUGGAUGUCGUGAGAUUGGAGCUGAGGUCCAGAAGGGGCAGGGAGACGUGGGUAUGAAGCCUGGGCCAAAAAGCAAGGGGAGGGAGAAGAGGAGCCAACAGCCUUAGGGUGGCGAAAAUAUAUUACAAUGGAAAAAGGACCAAUGGGAAAGGGACCAAUGGGAAAGGGACCAAUGGGAAAGGGACCAAUGGGAAAGGGACCAAUGGGAAAGGGACCAAUGGGUUUUCAUUAAUUUAUUUGUAAGACAUUUUCUACAAUAUAGUAAAAUAGAAAUUGUUACAUUGUUAAAGCUGAAGUUACAGUAUAUGGUUUUAUACAGGUAGAUUCUAUUUCCAUAAAUAUAUCUUUUAAAUAUUUCACAUAUUACUUUCAAUAUUAAAACACACAACUUGUUACAGAGAAUAAUCAUCAUGACAUUUUUUUAGUCACUUUUUUGAGUCGAAUGAUAUGCAGCCGGGGGAAAAAUGAAGAGACCACAGCAACGUUUUUUUUGUUUCAACUCAUUCUUCAAUGUAUGUGUAUGUGUCUGUGAAUGAUACUUUUUUAUUGCAAACUGCAGCCUGGUUCUUCUCUAUUCCUCAUUAAUGAAGGGCUUCCAACUUGCUUCAGACCUGCUUCUAGGAGCCUGAUACAAACUGUUCUAAACUUAAAACAUUCAGUGGUACCUGGAAGUUUAUGAAUCAGUUACAAAAUUCUAAAUUUCGUUGUUGAUACCUUAACUCCUGCAGGACACUGUCACAUGUACUGUAAUUGACUGGUAUUUUGAAGUUUGACAUACUGUUAAAAAGCUUAGAAUCCUUGAACUCUGUUCUAGAGAAUGGAGCCCUUGGGAUGUUUCCUGCCAAAAUGAACCGUUGCUUUGCAGUGGGCUUCCAUCACACAAACCUCAAUCCCAGCUGCCAUGAGGUCAUUUAUAUGUGAUAGGUGAUGUAAUAGGUGCCCUUAUCUGCUGUCUCUAGGGUUUCAUUCCUUUAUCACGUGUUGCGCAUAAUCAAUGCAGUGCUGCCCCCUCGUGGCCAUCAUGUGCCAGUUCUCCACUUAUGUUUUUAAAUUCCGUUUUCACUUUUAUGUAAUAAAACAAUGUCUUCUGCUGCGAUAUCAAGGCCAAUUAAAAGCAACAUAAUGUGGAUGUUUUGUAACUUUGAGCAUCAAAACAGUGGCGGUGUGCAGCUCAUUAGGUUAGGAUGCUGAGCCUGUGAUCAGAAGGUUGCUGGCUCAGAUCCCAUGGUUGGCAGAGGGAUUUCACCAUUGGGUCCAUCAGCAAGACCGUUUACCCCUGAUUGCCCCAGGUGCAGGCUGACCCUGCUUUCUCAAAUGUAUGCCGCUUUGGAUAAAACCGUGUGGUAAAUAAAUAAAACGUAAAUAAACUGCUAUUUGGGCAGUGUGGAGAAGCAACUGAGAGUUUUUUAUACUGAAGCU